AAAAUGCAUUCGUUAAACCUUGAAGUAGGCAAUAAUUUUCCUUCAAACCCUAAACCAGGUUCUGUAAUUCAGCACAGGAAAACCCUAAUUUCUUUGAAUCAAUACUCAUAUCUGACAAGACUGUGUGUGUAUAUGAUAUGAAAAACAGUUCAUCAGCAUAAAGAAACGGUCAAGAUCAGCCUGAAAUAAGUGAACCCACACCCAAAUCAAAGAAGAGAAAAUGAGCAAACCCGAGGACACUGAAAAGAAGAUUCUAAAUAAGAAGCUUAAAGAUGUUGAGAUUAGCAUUCCAAUAGUUUACGGCAACAUCUCAUUCUGGCUUGGUAAAAAAGCUAACGAGUAUCAGUCACAUAAAUGGACUGUGUAUGUACGUGGGGCCACAAAUGAGGAUCUUGGUGUGGUGAUAAAACGAGCUGUUUUUCAGUUGCAUUCCAGUUUCAAUAAUCCAACAAGGGUCGUUGAAUCACCACCUUUUGAGUUAUCAGAAGCAGGGUGGGGUGAAUUCGAGAUUGCAAUAACACUGUAUUUCCACAGUGAUGUUUGUGAUAAACCCUUGAACUUAUAUCAUCAUUUGAAAUUGUACCCAGAGGAUGAAUCUGGUCCUAUGUCAACGAAGAAGCCUGUUGUUGUGGAAUCAUAUGAUGAGAUUGUGUUCCCUGAGCCUUCUGAGGGCUUCUUCGCUCGUGUGCAGAGUCAUCCUGCUGUAACCUUACCCAGAUUACCUGCUGGUUUUACUUUACCUCCUCCUGUACCAGUUGAGGAUGCAAGUAAAAGGAAGAGAGGCGACACUAAAGAUCAUCCUCUAAGCCAGUGGUUCAUGAAUUUCUCUGAAGCGGAUGAGCUGUUACAACUUGCAGCAGCUCGUCAGCAGGUGCAAGCUCAUAUUGCAAAACUCAGACGACAGAUAAGCUUGAUAGAUGGACAGCAUCAACAGUUGAAAUCUCCCUCUGACCAGUGACUACCUUGCAAUUUCUUGAGAUUUCUACUUCACAUUGUUUUGGUAGCAGCAGCACAUGAUGGCAUAGGCAUGUAACAGUAAUAUUAUUGUCUCAACAGUUUGGAGUUUUGUCCCUAUGCCUCUUUCUUUUCAAAUUCAUUUUUUCCUCCCCUUUCAGUGCUUAUAUAUGAAAAUGUAUCCCUGUAUCAAUAAACAAAAGGAAAUUUUUGUAUACUUCAAUUAUUUCCAAGUAAAAGUUAAAUUUUACUCAA
Molecule: messenger RNA, 1209 nt
Organism: Hevea brasiliensis (rubber tree)
Lineage: Eukaryota; Viridiplantae; Streptophyta; Magnoliopsida; Malpighiales; Euphorbiaceae
Product: transcription initiation factor TFIID subunit 14b
Exons: 6
Coding region: 221-958 (245 amino acids)
Biological process (GO): regulation of DNA-templated transcription
Source: RefSeq, a predicted model, not a curated record